GCAGGACCUAAAUUGAAAGCAAGGAGCCAGUGUGCCUCGCGCCGUGACUGUGAAAGUUAGGAUGUACAAUUUCUCCUCCGGUCGGGGCUCCUAGCGUGGUUUGUUGUGUGGGACCGUUCUCUGCCGACGACGGAGGGAACGAAUGACCUUCGCAUUUUAAAUGCGGUUUCCAACGUUGCUGCUUCGUGAUUCAGUGACGUUUCCACUGUUCGGCGACAAUAUUGCUCCAACGGCACUGGAAUUAUCCUCGAAACUGGAUGACUUAUAGUUUUUAUUCGUUUCUUCCUCACGUGGACUCUGGUGGUGCGUCCUGAGGAUUAUGAUUAGUUGUGCCUGAUUUCAUACGGUAUUGCGUCAAUGUGCUAUGGAAACGACUUACUGAAAGAUCAUCUUUACGGACGCGGGAUUAAUUUAAGGAAGGCUGAAGGUUAAUGUGGUGACGCCAUGGAUGAAGGAAGAUGGGGGGUAGUGCGGGUCUCCCAUAAUUACCUCCUCCUCCUCCUCACCUUCCUCCUCCCACUACAGUUGAACACCGUUUGUGCACAAGGACCAGAUGAAGGAAGGUUCUUCCGGAGCAUGUUCACCCUGCCCGAGCAGUGUGUUCACAAUGGCGUCCCAGCCUCUUGCACCUUCAUACUCUCGUGUCUUCUUCGGGGAGAUAGACCCGUUAACAAAUGUGGUGGCGGUUACAUCUACACCUGUUGCGUUCCAACGGUAGUCCAAGUGAGGUCGGAUGCCAACAGGAACAUCGGUUUUUUCAACAGAGACCGCCAUCCCGUAGUUAACAGUCCCCUUGGGCGCUUCCGGUUCCCAUCGCGUCGCCCAAGACCAUUUUUACCGCCCCGUUCUUGGGGCCUUAACCGACUCCCAGUUCGAGUUGGCCCCUCACUCAAUUCGGCCCCACGCCGUGAGUUGCAGCGGCCUCCUCCUCCCGCCACCAGCCCUGUCGAGUCCAGAGCUCGUCCCUCGGUGCAGCGGCCAUCCUUGUCGAACGAUGCAGGAUGCGGCAUUCAAAGGGUAUCCCAGUUCGCCAAGAGGAUUAUCGGAGGGAACGAGGCUCGUUUUGGCGAAUUCCCUUGGCAGGCUCAUAUCCGGAUAUCCGGAUACCAGUGUGGAGGCGUUCUCAUCAAUCAUUUCUUCGUAGCCACGGCUGCUCACUGCGUUCAUAAAGCACGUCUGAAUCAGAUUACGGUGCAUCUGGGAGAGUUCGACACGAAGGACACUGGUGAAUACUCCGAGCCCUUGCCGAAGGAGACGUUCAGUGUUCUGGAAAAGAGACUUCACCCCAACUUCAAAUAUAUGUUAACUCAGCCCGACAGGUACGACAUCGCUGUUCUUCGGCUAAAUCGACCGGUCCAUUACAGAGAGAAUAUUAUACCAAUCUGCCUUCCGGGUCCUAACGACGACUUUGGUGGAGAUGUUGGCGUCGUGGCCGGAUGGGGGAAGACUGACAAUUCCUUCGGUAAGACUGGCACAAACAUUCUACGGAAAGUAAUGGUCCCGAUCAUAAAUAACGAGGAGUGUCUACGUUGGCACCACUUCAAGGGAAUAGAUGUGAAACUGCAUUUUGAAAUGUUUUGUGCUGGACAUUCUGAGGGGAAAAUGGAUGCCUGCUUGGGAGACUCUGGGGGCCCGCUGGUCGUGCAGAAGGACGGGCGAUGGUUCCUCGCUGGCAUAACAUCCGCAGGAUUUGGGUGCGCUGUCGACCACCAGCCAGGCAUAUACCACAAAGUCUCCGUUACCUCAAGUUGGAUAGCAGCAAACGUUAGAUCGUAAUGAAUAAGAACUCUAGUUUAAAAGAUACCUCAUUUCUUAAGUUCACAUUUGUUACCUAAAGUAAUCACUGCUGUGCCGUCUCCUAAACUGCUUGAAAAUUGUUAUUAGUGAAAACAGAAAACUCUUACUUCAGUGUCAUAAUCCAAGAACGUUGUGCUUUACGCGAUUUCGUCAUAGUCAAGGAUAUUCUCUUUACUGGACCGAUAAUGCAAUUUAAUUUCAUGUUAACGAAGAACGGAUAGUACUAAAGUGUAAAGUCACUGUUAUCAUGAGAUUCAAAAUAGUGAAGAAGGAAAAGUUACAUGAGGUCAUCAUGUCUAUAAGGAUCAUGUUCACCGGGUGUCCUUUUUUUAUCAGUGACAUUUGUGAGUGAAAAUUCCAAGUAUUAUGAUUGUUAUCCUAACGAGACUAUUUACAGUUGUAUAUACUCGUUACUUUGUACAAGAACUAUUUACAUUAUUUUCAUAAUUUGCGUCGUUUAAACUAAGAUGAACACUUGAACAACGGAAUGCAGUGCAGUAUUGCAACGCAGUUAUGUCGUAAUCAGUUCCAGCUCCUAAAGUGAGCUAGAUUUCGAUAAAAGGAGCGAUUAUUGUGAAAAUCAGUCACGUGGCUGAAAAUUCUCAUUCUAUAACCAAAAUUUACUUCUUAGGCCAUAUAUAUCGAUCAUCUUCAAGAACUUGAGAGUAAUUAUACUGAGAGCCAUUCAGGUUUAUCCUAGGAGAGACGGGAAUGCUAUUUAGAAAUUCUAGUUUAAAUAUUUUAUUAUCCGGCAGACAAUGGACAGGUAAGGUCUUAUGACAUAAAUUGUAAAUGAUUCUCUGUUUAUGCUUGGAAUCUCCAAAUGUUGACUGGAACUUGAUAAGUCAGAAAGGUUUUGUAAAUCAAGAAUUAGCAAAACUUAUGAACAGUGAUGGUACAACCCCCAAGUCAAGAUAGCCAUGUGACUUGCUUAUAAGUCAUUAUAUCUACAGUUUUUGUCUUAUUUGCAUUCAUACAAUGCUUAUUGCCGUUGUUUUCAGCAUGCCAUUUGACUUGUGUGGCAAGUAUAACAUUUUGUAUUUUAUUUUAUUAUAUUUUCUAAGGAUUCUAGUGAAGAGCAUCUCGAACUCCCGAUUUUUCUGUCACCCGAACCAAGUCACUCGAAUGGUUAUUUUAGCCUGUUUUCAUAUUCUUGGGGAAGUGGUAAAUGCCUCCUGAAUACAAUUAUUUAUUUGUAAUUGCAAAACUAUCUAAUUUAAACAUAUACCCGUCUCUAGAAUUGUCGUAUAGUAUCAUAAUUAAAAAUCGUUUUAACCAAAUGGAAACUGCAGGUCACAUAAAAGGCUAUAAUAAAUGGAUAUAUAAUUAGAUUUUUUGACGGUAGGGGAAAGAUGUUUUCAAUUUAAAAAAUAUUUUUAAUUUUCUCCCAUACCAAAAAUUAUAUUUUGUUAUCUCAAAGUUACUCUCUUAGGAUUUUGGGUAUAAUAACCACCAAAAUAAUUUUUCAUUAAGAGAGACUGUAAAGUGCAUGGAUAAACACUUAUGACCCCAGAUCAUUUGUAAAUCAUUCAGUCAGUAUACUGUGUAACCACUGCGAAUAACUGAUUGCAUUUCUCAUUGAUCGUAUUGAAAUUUAUGAGUAGAUAUCUAUGGCUCUGUUCUUUUUCGGCAGAAUUUUUUUCUUGAAAGAACAAGCAAACGGAGUACAAUACCAAUGUUUCAAAUACUGUACAAUAGUAGAUGUACACUACAAGCAUAUUUGCGUGUUUCACUAAGUAGUUUUGAAGUGCUCUAUUUAAGAAAAUAGGCUUCCGCUCGUUUGCAGUUAAGUGAAAUUUGUCGUUAAUAUGAAACCGUGAAAUCAUUCAUGUAAUGAGCGGACUAGGAAUAUGCGUAGGCAAUCGCUUAGAACUAUUCAUAAGAAAUGAAAUUCGAAUGUGCAAACGGAUUCCCAGUGACGGCAAGAGAUUGUGUUAGUAGCCUUUUGACAAGUAGUACUCUAAUAUGUUCACACCCUUAUAUCCCAACGAACUCCGCGUAGAUAAUAAUGGUAUAUUAUGUGAACAGUUUAUUGUGGUUUUGUGUGAUACUUUCCGAUGUUGUCCUUUUUAAAAUAUUUUUGUCAUUUUGCCUGGAUCUCGAAAAUAUAAAACGCGAAAUUGUCUACCAUCCUUGCUAACCGUCCGUUAGUAACAUGGAAAAUUGUAGACUAAUGUCUAUUUGUGCGAUGUCAACAAACACUGACGAAUGCAAGGUUUGUAAUCAGUUCAAGGUGAUACUAGCUGUGAUAUUUUCUGAAGAAGGUUGUGUACGAGCUCCAAAAGGUAGGUAGAAACACAUUCAAGAUGAACAUUCGUGUAGUGAAGCCAUGAUAUUUUAAUGUUUCUGACUUCAAACUCAUUUGGGUGACUUUUCUUACAGUUUUGUUAUGGUAUAACAAUCUUGUCUUGUGUUCCUGUUUUUAUUUUUGCUUGUUAUUCCUUGUGAAAUAUUGUGCAAAACCAUGGUGAAAGACCAAGAUAGUUUAUUGUUUGAGCAGUGUUACAUGUUCUUUUUGUUCGUUGUUAAAACCGAUUUAAACACCGUGACUUCUCCACAGUCCUUGAAAGAAUUAAGCAGUCUAGUACAGCAUAUCUACUGAAAAUAAGGCACAAAUAAUGUCCAAAGAGCUGUUAACUGUUAAAGCAUGUUGUACCAAACAUGUCUUCUAGUUUCCAAUUGUGAAUACUUGUACUAUGACUACUUGUAUAUAAUAUUUAUUUUUGUAGUACUUAAUAUAGUUUGCAA
Molecule: messenger RNA, 4545 nt
Organism: Macrobrachium nipponense
Lineage: Eukaryota; Metazoa; Arthropoda; Malacostraca; Decapoda; Palaemonidae
Product: serine proteinase stubble-like
Exons: 11
Coding region: 445-1776 (443 amino acids)
Biological process (GO): proteolysis
Molecular function (GO): serine-type endopeptidase activity
Source: RefSeq, a predicted model, not a curated record